AUGAUUGUAAAAUACCAUUACGCUACACUUAAAAAAAAAAAAAAAAAAAAGACUUUAGUUACUUGUGGUAGAAAUAAACAAUUUUUGUAAAUUAAAAAUAAAACCAUAAAAGUAGGCCUAAAAAUAGAAUUUGUGAAAACGGCCAAAACCCUUUUCCAACCAAAAACCCUUCCCAUGCAGAUUACAGUCAUCAUCAUUAUUUGAUUCAUUUCUCUUCUACUAUGAAACUGUAAUCAAUAAUGGCGAUGAUUCAGCUUCCAAGGGCUUUGUGCUCAACCUCAACAACUGUUUCCGCUUCUUUCUCAAACCCUUCUACUUCAUCCUCAUCACCUCUGCUCCAACUCCACUCUUUCAUCCCUAAGCUGAUGUCAUUGUCUUGUUCACCAAGUUCAUCUUUUGGGACGAGUGACAAAUGUAGAAAGUCUUCUCUGGUUAGGUUUAAAAACUUCAAAUUGUCUAGCAUAAUCUCGACCAAUCAGGCGAAAAUCCCUCAAGACUUUAAUCUUAUGAGGAGUUGUGGAGAUAGAUUUCAUUGUGUGCUUACCUUAAACUCUCAGUUAGGACUUGGCUACCUAAGUUCAUUUGGGGUUGUGAAUAAUUUUAGUAAUGUAUCCUUUUAUACUUUGAUUGAUGGUACUUUUUCCAAAAGAUUUUUUUCCCAAGUGAGAACCAAAACCAUUAGGAGUAGUAAACUUGACAAUGUGGGUAAACAAGAUGGAAAAAGUGGUGGAAGUACUUUUGGGUUACAAGGGGCUAAAUGCAAAAACAAUGCAGCAGGCUUUAGUAUCUCCAAAGAUAUUGACUUAGAAGCUUCAAGUGAAGUCUUAGUUGGUGGCAAAAAGGAUAUUGUAAGCCCGGGAUCGUUUCUUUCAAGUUCAUUCACUAGCAAAAGUAGUGAGACCUCUAAGAUCAGUAAAAAGAAGUUUAGGACCAAGAAAAGUACAGAACAAAAUGGGGAUACAAUGCCUAAAGAUGAUACAAAAGAAGGUACUUCUUUAGCAACUAAAUCAAGUAAGAGAAAGAUUGGCAAUGCUCAUUGUUCAAAGUUAAAUGCAAGUAAGGAAAGACCUGAGGAAGUGGUCAUGGAUUCUUCAACAAAACUCUUGUCUGAUAAGGAGAGCGGGAACUGUAUUAGAAAGGGAAAACUGGUGAAAGCAGCUAAUAAUUUGCAACAGAAACAAAAAGCUCAACAUGUGGGGCAAAUAAAAUUUCAAGGACAAAUGAGCCUGAAGCAGUUGUACCCUGCAAAUGGAAAAUCUGUUGUAGUGGUAGAGUCUGCUACAAAGGCAAAGGUCAUUCAGGGAUAUCUAGGUGAUAUGUUUGAAGUGAUUCCUAGUUAUGGUCAUGUACGGGACUUGGCUGCUAGGUCUGGAUCUGUUCGGCCUGAUGAUGAAUUUAGUAUGGUGUGGGAAGUACCUUCUGCUGCCUGGACUCAUCUUACGAGCAUAAAGGUUGCGCUUAGCGGAGCAGAAAAUCUUAUUCUUGCAUCGGAUCCUGAUCGAGAAGGAGAGGCUAUUGCUUGGCACAUAUUUGAGAUGUUGCAACAACAGGGUGCCUUACGUAAAAAUAUUUCAGUAUCAAGAGUUGUUUUUCAUGAAAUAACUGAACCAUCCAUUAAAAAAGCACUGCUAUCUCCAAGAGAAAUUGAUGCAAACUUGGUUCAUGCCUACCUUGCACGACGAGCUCUUGAUUAUCUGAUUGGGUUUAAUAUUUCACCAUUAUUAUGGCGAAAAUUACCAGGCUGUCAGUCUGCCGGGCGUGUUCAAUCUGCGGCUUUGGGUCUCAUAUGUGACAGAGAGAUGGAAAUAGAUCAGUUUAAACCACAGGAGUAUUGGAGUAUCAAGGUUGAAUUAAAUUCUGUGGACAAUGUUGGUUCCUUUUCAGCACACUUGACUAAUUAUGAGUCCAAAAAGUUGAAUCAGCUUUCUAUUAGUUCUCAUACAGAGGCAAAAGAGAUUGAAAAUAAGAUCAUUUCAGCUAAUCUCAAGGUGGUCAGUUAUAAAGUAAGUCAAAUACGGAAAAACCCUCCAAUGCCAUAUAUAACAGCAACGCUUCAGCAGGAUGCUGCUAAUAAAUUGGGUUUUUCAUCAACAUACACUAUGAAGCUUGCACAGAAACUUUAUGAGGGAGUUCAGUUAUCUGAUGGCAAAGCAGCAGGUCUGAUAACGUAUACUAGGACAGAUGGACUACACAUUUCUGAUGAAGCUGCCAAGGACAUACACUCUUUGGUAACUGAAAGAUAUGGGCCGGGUUUUGCAUCAGUAGGUGCUCAGAAAUAUUUUAAGAAAGUGAAGAAUGCUCAAGAGGCUCAUGAAGCCAUUAGACCUACUGAUAUUUCAAGAUUGCCAUCAACACUUCGAGGAACACUUGAUGAAAAUUCCUUGAAGCUGUAUACUCUUAUCUGGUGCCGCACGAUGGCAUGUCAAAUGGAACCUGCUACAAUUAAGCAGAUACAACUUGAUAUUGGAAAUGCUGAUGAGCUCAUUAUUUUCCGAUCUGCAAGCUCAAAGGUUGAUUUUCUUGGAUAUCAAGCAGUUUUCAAGGACAUGGAAGCUGCAGAAGCCAGAUAUAAAGAAAAUGAAGGAAUUGAUCACAGUGAAAUAUUUGCAACUCUUGAUUCAUUGAAGUCUGGAGAUCCAUUAUAUUUGCUUGCAGUGGAGCUCAAGCAGCAUCAUACCCAGCCUCCUUUGCGCUACUCCGAGGGGUCACUGAUUAAGAAAAUGGAGGAGCUUGGGAUAGGAAGGCCUUCAACUUAUGCAUCUACUUUGAAAGUUUUACAGGAUAGGAACUAUGUGAAAGUGAAAAACCGUAUUCUACAUCCAGAAUUUCGAGGUCGCAUGGUUUCAGCAUUUCUUAGUCACCAUUUUUCUGAGGUUACUGACUACAGUUUUACUGCUGAUAUGGAGACUGAGCUUGAUAAUGUUUCAGCUGGUUUAACUGAAUGGAAAGGUCUCUUGGGAGACUAUUGGACACGAUUCAGCUCUUAUUGUGAAAGCACAGCUAAGGUUCAUAUCCAUCAGGUGGAGAAGAUGUUGGAGAAGAAAUUUGGGGAUUUUUUGUUUGCUUCUUUACUAGACAAUAGCAAGACUUGUCCAAGCUGUAUCGAGGGCUCGUUGGCUUUCAAAGUGAGUCGGUUUGGUGCAGGAUACUUCAUUGGCUGCGAUCAACACCCAAAAUGCAAGUACAUUGCUAAGACAUUAUAUUGUCAAGACGACGACGAAGAGGAAAAAUCUCAAAGCAACUUCAUUAUAGAAGAGCCAAAGUUGUUAGGACUUGAUCCAACUUCCCAAGAAAAGAUUCUUUUGAAAACCGGUCCUUAUGGAUUUUAUGUACAGCUUGGUGAAGAUAGGAAAGGCUUCUCGCCGAAAAGAGCUUCCCUUUCCCAUAUUAAGGAUGUUCAAUCUGUUAAAGUUGAAUAUGCUCUCGAGUUGCUUCGCUAUCCAGUGACACUGGGCUCCCAUCCAGACGAUGGACAACCGGUGAAGUUAAAAUUAACAAAGGACGGACCAGUUGUUCAUCAUAAAAGCAGUUACGUUACAGUUCCUAAGAAUGUGAAACUAAACGAAGUCGACUUAGAGAAAGCAUUGAAGUAUUUAAAAGGUAAACAAGUAAGGCAUAUCGGUCGUCCUCGUAAGACCAAACCAAGGGUCGAAGCAACCGUUGAGGCGAUCUAGUCAUUGGGGUGAGUUGCAUAGGGAGGAAAGCACAAGCUUUUCUAAUACUUAUGACUAAUUAUUUUCACAAAUGCAGUGGUGGGACUAAGCUUGUAAGGCUACUUAUUUUUGUUGUUGGUUGUGAGUUUACUAUUCUAUACAAGGGAAAUAAAUUGCUUUAGAUGCUUGAGAUUCUUUUUCACAGCUAAAAGAGGUAUAACAAUUCAUUUUUAAGUUUAUAGAUUUAUUUGUUUAUAUAUCUUUUUGUCCAUGUGGUUUAUUUAUUAAGGAAAUUACAUUAUAUAUUCACUUUAUUUUAUAUAUUUUAAUUUUUACUUUUAUUUUCA
Molecule: messenger RNA, 4000 nt
Organism: Cannabis sativa
Lineage: Eukaryota; Viridiplantae; Streptophyta; Magnoliopsida; Rosales; Cannabaceae
Exons: 22
Coding region: 240-3674 (1144 amino acids)
Biological process (GO): DNA topological change
Cellular component (GO): chromosome
Molecular function (GO): DNA topoisomerase type I (single strand cut, ATP-independent) activity; DNA binding
Source: RefSeq, a predicted model, not a curated record